Messenger RNA from Priapulus caudatus, 3350 nucleotides. RefSeq names its product tyrosine-protein phosphatase non-receptor type 11-like. The record is from RefSeq and is a predicted model, not a curated record. The transcript is spliced from 15 exons. Gene Ontology annotation, molecular function: protein tyrosine phosphatase activity. Bases 138 to 1946 code for a protein of 602 amino acids. Lineage: Eukaryota; Metazoa; Priapulida; Priapulimorpha; Priapulimorphida; Priapulidae. Gene Ontology annotation, biological process: protein dephosphorylation.
CGAUUGUUCCUCUGGUUGUGUUUGUUACCGUUCGGUUAUGCCAUAGGUUAUGCGUACGUCGGCGAAUCUAGUAAAUACCUCAACGAAAGGCGAUUCCUCCUCCUUAUUCAUCGUGUAAUUUACCCGCCAGUAUAACCAUGGGCUCAAGAAGGUGGUUCCACCCGUACAUUUCAGGAAUAGAGGCCGAGCAGUUGCUUAUGGAAAGGGGUACAGAUGGUAGCUUCCUUGCAAGGCCUAGUAAGAGCAACCCUGGUGAUUUUACACUCUCUGUAAGGCGUAAAAAGGAGGUCACCCACAUUAAGAUCCAAAAUACGGGUGACUUCUAUGACUUGUAUGGUGGGGAGAAGUUUGCCACACUCGCUGAGCUAGUGCAGAACUAUACAGAGAACAGCGGGCAGCUACGAGAGAAGAAUGGCGAGAUCAUUGAGCUGAAGUACCCAUUAAACUGCGCUGACCCAACAACAGAACGGUGGUUUCAUGGGCACAUAUCCGGGAAAGAGGCAGAGAGAUUGAUAUUAGAAAGAGGACGCAACGGCAGCUUUCUGGUGCGAGAGAGUCAGAGCAAGCCAGGUGAUUACGUUCUAUCCGUGAGGGUAGAUGACAAGGUCAUGCAAGUCAUUAUCCGCUGUCAGGAUGGAAAGUACGAUGUGGGAGGAGGUGAGCAGUUCGAACAGCUUACAGAUCUUGUUGAACAUUACAAGAAAAAUCCAAUGGUUGAAACAUCAGGCACUGUGGUUCACCUACGCAUGCCUUUCAACGCAACACGGAUCACAGCAUCUGGCAUUGAUGCUCGAGUGAAAGAGCUGAUGAAAGACAAUGGUCAUACUAACAGCAGGAAAGAAGGAUUCUGGGAAGAAUAUGAGGCUCUGCAGCAGCAUGAGUGCAAACAUCUGUAUAGCAGAAAGGAGGGCCAGCGCCCCGAAAACAAAGUCAAGAACCGCUACAAAAACAUUCUUCCAUUUGAUCAUACCCGUGUAAAACUGCAAGAUGGUGACAACGACCAGGUGGGCUCUGAUUACACCAAUGCAAACAUUAUUACGCCUGAAGAUGAAGCUAUCAUUGGGGACAGUAAAAAGCACUAUAUUGCUACCCAAGGACCCCUACCAAACACAAUAGAGGACUUCUGGCGCAUGGUCCUUCAGGAGAAUUCUCGAGUUAUUGUCAUGACAACCAAAGAAGUUGAACGUGGAAAGAAUAAGUGUGUGAGAUACUGGCCUGAUGAAGGCUCACAGGAGUAUAGCUCUGUUGAAGUUACCAAAGAAUCUGAGUCUGCAACGACAGACUAUGUCUUACGAGAAUUCACUGUGCAGAAGAAAGCUGUGGAAGGAAAGGCGGAUGUAUUUGAACCACGCCGUGUAUUCCACUACCAGUUCUUGGCAUGGCCUGACCACGGAGUGCCCCAUGACCCAGGCUGUGUGCUGGGUUUCCUGCAUGAUGUCAAUGCAAAGCAAGACUUGAUGGAAAAUGCUGGGCCGGUUGUGGUGCACUGCAGUGCUGGAAUUGGCCGGACUGGAACAUUCAUUGUAAUAGACAUUCUUGUUAACCAAAUAAAGAGACAAGGUCUCGACUGUGAGAUUGAUAUCCAACGGACCGUGCAGAGCAUACGUUCACAGCGCUCAGGAAUGAUCCAAACUGAGGCACAGUACAAGUUUGUGUAUCUUGCAAUCCAGCACUACGUGGAGACUGUUCAGCAACGCAUGCAGGCUGAACAGAAGAGUUUGCAAUUAGGAAGGGAGUACACUAACAUAAAAUACUCAAGCGAGGGUGCUGGCGGUGGUGACCCACAGACUGCACUAAGAAAAAGUGCACCUCCGGUAGCCCCAUCUACACCAACAUCAAAAAAUGCCCCAAGGGUGUUUGAAGAUGUGCAGCGACCAAUAUAUGAGAAUGUACCAAUUGCACGGAAGCCUCCCCCUCCUAUCCCCACCCGUGCAACAAAACUAUGACCUCUGAGCUCCACACCCAGUUUCCCCCUGAAAACAGCACCAUGCUAUAAUGUCUGAUGUCCACCCCAUCCAUUUUCCUCUGCAAAGAGAAUGUGAAGCCAUUUAUCUACAAUAUUGUGUGGUUACAUUGGUUACAAAAUGUAAGCAAUUGUUAAUAGUUUGCUCUACAUAAUAGGACUUUCACAUAUGAUGGCAGCCCUGGUGCAGUAGUGGUGCAUCACCAAACUGCAGCCAAUCAGGGUAGUGUAUGCUGUGAUGGUAGCUAUAUACAUAACUUAUAUUUAAUAUAAAUUGCAUUGAGAUGAAUCUUCCCUUCCAAAACAUGAUACAAUAAGGUAUAUGAUUGAGGCCUGGCCCGCGAUUGCACAUGAUCAUGAGUGUAAGCUUUGUGCAAGUUUCUGUAUUCUACUGUAAUUAAUGUUUUGUAUGGCAGGUAUGUAAAUUUCCUUAUGUAGGAGUUGCGCUGGUCUUGAUGUGUUGCAAGCGUAUGUCAUGAGCAUAUAUGUAAUAUGUAGAGGUUUAUCAACUUGUAUGAUAUGACACCUUUAUCAUUGUUGGAUAUGAAAUGUUAUGAAUAGAUGGGCUGUUGAUAGUUGCUUAUAAGUUAGUUUUAUGUUAUAAGGUUUAUCGAUUUGUUAGCAGUUGUAUCUAUAUCUGUGUUGGAGAUUAGAUGAUAAGAAGAGGUGGACUGUUGAUAGUUGUUUAUGUACAUGUUGGAAUUCAAUGAAUUUUGGUCCUUGUAGGAUAGGGUGGAAGUAAAAGCUUGUUGUGUAAAAGAAUUGCACCAUUUAAAUGAUUGUCACUGUAAUAAAAAAAAUCAUUUCCAAAUUAAAUAGAAUGCUCAUAGUAGAAACAUUUAUUCACAAAAAAAGAAAAUCUAUAUGAAUAGCAACACUGUGCUGAUCAUGUGCUGCCUAACAAUUUUAAUGAUGAAUAUCAUAAGGAAAUAACUAAUAACAUGCAGCUAUGAUGAAAUUGCAUAUUCCUGCAUGAUGAUCCACGCAAAUGUGAUUGUAACAAUGUGAAUAAUGUGAAUGUGGUCAAUUGGUUACGCCACUCUGGACUUGACUGGAUAGCUGUCUUUAUUGGGCCAGUCUGACAGUUUACCUUGUCCUGGAGGAUGUUUAUAACUUCUUUAGUUUGCAAAAACGUAAUCUGCAAAUUAAAAAUUAAAGCACGGUUGGUUUUCUUUACCAGAGGACCGAUUCCUAGCAUAUACAAUAUAUAUACAGCUGGGCAAGAGCGACAUUGUCCUGAACACAUCUGUUAUAUCUAACAGCAAAGGUUGAGUCUAAAUGCUCCCACAGUCACUGUAAAUAGAUAGUUUGAAGAGUAACUGUAAAAGUAAAAUCUUAACUGACCCAAUACUGAUUAGAAUAAAGUGUAUGCUUUACUAACACUGUA